AGAAAAGUCACUUUUGCACCUUUUUUUUUUUGGGUCGUGAAUUUGAAGCACCGAUUUUUUUUUCUUUUCUUUCCUUUUUCUUUAAUCUUAUAUCAUGAACGAACCUCUCAAAGACUCAAAAACUCCAAAAGAUGUAAAAGACAAGGAUAUAAAAGACCGCGAAGCUGGUGUGGGUCCUGGUCGAAGGAAGACUGUACGAAAGGGCAUGUUUGCAAAAGAUUUGAAACUACUCAUGUAUGGUUUUGGUGAUGCUCCAACUCCUUCUUCAGAUUCUAUUGCCCUUAUGGAUGAUCUAGUGAUAGAUUAUAUUACAGAAAUGUGUCAAAAGGUAUCGAAAGUAUCUGAAAGUCGAGGCAAAUUACGUGUGGAAGACUUUAAGUUUGUGUUGCGAAAAGAUCCAAAGAAAUUGGCACGUGUGGAAGAACUAUUAUACAUGAAUGAAGAUAUCCGACGAGCAAAACAACUCUUUGACGAAAAGGAAAUGGAGCCAACCGAAGAAUCUCAACAACAACAACAACAAUAAUAG
This is a messenger RNA of Halteromyces radiatus, 526 nucleotides long. Its product is annotated as transcription initiation factor IID, 18kD subunit-domain-containing protein. The transcript is spliced from 3 exons. Gene Ontology annotation, biological process: RNA polymerase II preinitiation complex assembly; transcription by RNA polymerase II. NCBI's taxonomy places the organism in Eukaryota, Fungi, Mucoromycota, Mucoromycetes, Mucorales, Cunninghamellaceae. The record is from RefSeq and is a predicted model, not a curated record. Gene Ontology annotation, molecular function: protein heterodimerization activity. Gene Ontology annotation, cellular component: transcription factor TFIID complex. Bases 95 to 523 code for a protein of 142 amino acids.